AUGGCGUUGCACACUUCUCGGAUUGUUGAUUUGGAAACUCAGAUGGCGGAGGUACGUGUGCAGAUCAAUACGCAGCAUCAGGAUCUAAAGGAAGCUAUUUCUGCGUUGGCUGCGUCAACAAAAGACAAUAUCAAUGCAUUGGCGGCUUCCAUCACUUGCAGGUGGGAGAAGUCAUCGGUUCAGUCACCGCCUCGCGCCGAUGCGGGUACCUUCGACGAGCCUCAGCAUUUUCGUCACCAGCAACGCCAUUCGUAG
Messenger RNA from Linum trigynum, 255 nucleotides. The record is from the annotation of a GenBank genome assembly. Lineage: Eukaryota; Viridiplantae; Streptophyta; Magnoliopsida; Malpighiales; Linaceae.